AUGAAGCUGGCGGCAGAGUCCAAGGCGAACGUUGAGAAACAGCGACUGGAAUUUGAUAAGGAGAAAUGGUCUACCCAAGAAGCACUUGAACGGGAUCGUCUAGCUUUUGAAAAGUCGAAGUGGGAAAAGGAGCGUGAGGAUCGACGAUCGGAGCUAAACGAGGAGAAGCGAUUUCACGUCUUGAGCUCAUUAAUUGAGAAGGGUCGCAGUGCCGAAGAAGCUGAAGCAUUUCCAAAUCUGCUGUAG
Messenger RNA from Phytophthora nicotianae INRA-310, 246 nucleotides. RefSeq lists its product as hypothetical. The transcript has 3 exons. Lineage: Eukaryota; Oomycota; Peronosporomycetes; Peronosporales; Peronosporaceae. The record is from RefSeq and is a predicted model, not a curated record. The coding region runs from base 1 to 246 and encodes 81 amino acids.